Molecule: messenger RNA, 2452 nt
Organism: Esox lucius (northern pike)
Lineage: Eukaryota; Metazoa; Chordata; Actinopteri; Esociformes; Esocidae
Product: keratin, type II cytoskeletal 8-like
Exons: 9
Coding region: 23-1477 (484 amino acids)
Biological process (GO): intermediate filament organization; keratinization
Cellular component (GO): keratin filament
Molecular function (GO): structural constituent of skin epidermis
Source: RefSeq, a predicted model, not a curated record
ACAUCACCCUACAGCUGCAGCCAUGAGUGUCAGUAGAAAUACCAUUCGCAAGAGCUUCACCAGCCAGUCCAUGAUUGCUCCUGGGUCCAGCAGGAUCAGCAUCGGUUCUACCCGCCGUCCUGGGUUCGGUGGAGGUAGUGGCUUCAGCUACGUCAGCAGCAGCAGCGCCGGUGGCUACGGUGGGGGUCUCGGCUCUAGCUACGGGGGUGGUUACAGCUCUGGUAUGGGUGGUGGUAUGGGUGGGGGAUUCCAAAAUGCCCACAUCACAGCUGUCACGACCAACCAGAGUCUGCUGGCCCCCCUGAACCUGGAGAUCGACCCCAACAUCCAGGUGGUCCGCACCCACGAGAAGGAGCAGAUCAAGACCCUCAACAACCGCUUCGCCUCCUUCAUCGAUAAGGUGCGCUUCCUGGAGCAGCAGAACAAGAUGCUGGAGACCAAGUGGAGCCUCCUGCAGGAUCAGACCACCACCCGCUCCAACAUCGACGCCAUGUUCGAGGCCUACAUCUCCAACCUGCGCAGACAGCUUGACGGCCUGGGCAACGAGAAGAUGAAGCUGGAGGGAGAGCUGAAGAACAUGCAGGGUCUGGUUGAGGACUUCAAGAACAAGUAUGAAGAUGAAAUUAACAAGCGCGCCUCAGUAGAGAACGAAUUUGUCCUGCUGAAGAAGGAUGUUGAUAGUGCAUACAUGAACAAGGUGGAGCUGGAGGCCAAAGUUGAUGCUCUUCAGGAUGAGAUCAACUUCCUCAGGGCCGUCUAUGAAGCGGAACUGCGUGAGCUGCAGGGCCAGAUCAAAGACACCUCUGUCGUGGUGGAGAUGGACAACAGCCGUAACCUGGACAUGGACUCCAUCGUGGCUGAAGUUCGUGCCCAGUAUGAAGACAUCGCCAACCGCAGCAGAGCUGAGGCCGAGACCUGGUACAAGCAGAAGUAUGAGGAGAUGCAGAGCUCUGCUGGGCAGUAUAGUGAAGACCUCCGCUCAACCAAGACUGAGAUUGCAGAGCUGAACCGCAUGAUCUCUCGUCUCCAGAAUGAGAUAGAGGCCGUCAAGGGACAGCGUUCCAAUCUAGAAGCUCAGAUCGCAGAGGCAGAGGAGCGUGGUGAACUGGCGGUGAAGGAUGCCAAGCACCGUAUCAAGGACCUAGAGGAUGCCCUCCAGAGAGCCAAGCAGGACAUGGCCCGCCAAGUCCGUGAGUACCAGGAGCUGAUGAACGUCAAACUGGCCCUGGACAUUGAGAUCGCCACCUACAGGAAGCUUCUGGAAGGAGAGGAGAGCAGAAUUUCCUCUGGUGGUUCAGGAACAACAAUCCAUGUGCAGCAGAGCUCUGGGGGCAACUUCUCUACCUCAAGCUCCGGCGGAUUCGGCUAUGGCGGCGGGCGAAGCAGCAGCAGCGGCGGCAGCAGCUACGGAUUGGGCGGCGGUGCCACCAUCACCAAAUCCAUCGUGUCCUCUAGCAGCAGGAGCAACCGUUAUUAGAGACCUUCAACCAGUCUCCACAUAAAAACCUGACCUAUAACUAUCCUCGGUGCUAUGCAGUUGCCUUAGACACACAGCUAUACAUCCCUGUUGAAUUAAAGUGGCAAGGGGGGACAACUUGUGAACCUGGUCAUUUACCGUCAGUUUGAUUUCUUUUUCAAUCCCUCCCUCCAAAGAACCAAGAAUAUAGUUCACUUCUACUGCCUCUGUAGAGAGUCACUGGAACAUAAUGAUAGUGUCACCGUUUUUCCCAGGCUCAAUAGUGUUUUUCCCCUCAUUUACCCUACCCCUAAUUCCUAACUGAAAUGUAACCCAGAAUGUAUACGUGGUAGGUCAUCACAAAGGCUUAACAUCUCUAUCUUUCUGCACUGACUUCUACACUUAAGAAAUAGAAAAAAGAAAAGGAAAAGAAAAGGAAGAAAAAUAAAAGAAAUAGUGUAAAAAGCUUAAACCAACCAUGAACGAAGCUUGCUAGGGAUCCUCUGUACCUUGGUUGCAUCUGAGUGCAUCAGUGGUUGUUGUGCAACACCUGUCACAGGCUGAUAUGGCAGCUGAAUGGGGUAUACCCAUGUCCCUCUCCGGUGUGAAGCUCAAGUUGUACCACAUUCCUUUAAGGUGAUUUAUGCUAUGGAAGUGACUAAUAAUGUGUUGUCAUAACUUAAAUUGCCUUGUUACAAACAGACAACAUGACGGUUUCAUGGAGUGCGGAGGUAAAGGCAACUGUAAGCAAUCGUCACACACCUAACUGUAAAGGAAAAUCACGUCUGUCAGGGGUUUACGUUCUAGAGGUUUCCAGGUGUUUUUCUUCAGUGCUUGGUUUUGCUUUUUAUCGCCAUUGGAAGGAAACGUUGUGAACAGAUGCAAAUGUGACCGGAUUUAUUUGUAAAAAACAAAAAAAAAGAAUUGACAUAAUUUGUGACAAUUGACUUUUUAUCACAAAAAAGAACAAAUUAAAUACACUUGAAUACAUUAUAA